UUUACAAUAUGUCACAUUUGUUUCCGCAAUGGUCCAACCUUCUUACGAAGUAUGAUGUCUAUCAAAUUACUAUAUGUGUACUCUACCAUUGCAAAAUUUAUUGUUACACAGCGGGAUAAAAUAUAAAGCGGACAUCUCUCUUCAGAAUUGCAUGUCUUUAGUGAGAGCUAUUAACGAGUUUAAAAUCGUUGUUUAAGAAGGAGAUCAAAUUUAUCCAAGAUUAGAAAACCAUCAAUCCGUUUGGGCAUAUAAGGCCAUCACACAGAGGGUAAUCGAUCAUCAUUAUGUCAUCGUGUGCCAUUUUGACAUCAAACUUCGUCUGAAUAACAUCACACACAGAUGUUUCUGCCAGUGCCGUCAGUGAAAAUGAUUAUACAUACUUGUCUACAAACCCUGUGUCCUUUGCUGUUUUUUGGAGUGAUCGUAACGUAUUAUCCAACGGUCGGGAACCACCAGGGCUGGCUUACCCAAGCGGCAUGCCCAUGUAAACCAACGGGUCCUUUAGCAAGAACUAUUUUAAAACUUUACAAAGGGCUGUUCGUUCAGCCGCAGGAAGUGACAGAUUUACCCGUUAUUAAGCCUGUGGGUGGACGAGAUGAAAGUGGUCAUGAAGGAAAUCUGACUUCGUAUGUGGGGAAUUUAGUGACAUCUCUUAAUAAACAACCGUCUUGUUGCAACACGGAAUAUGCCUUUGAGAUAUAUAACAAAACCAAUUACAAUCACAGGAACCUAACUGUGGUUCAUUUUCAAAAUGCUUAUCAGUUUGUUCCCACUGGAGUCUGUCCAAAAAACACAAAGUGUGGAAUCGGAAAAUGCAUUCAAAGAUAUCGACAUCACUGGCUCCUCGUAUGGGACGAAAGCUUGCAACAUUACCCACCUGUCACGUUUCUUCCAGUUGAAAUCCCAUCUCAUUGUGAAUGUGUCAAUAUAGGAACUCGCAGAUAGAACUUCCAAUUGUUUCACUUGUAACAGAGCUGAUGUUAUAACGUUUUUGUUGUAAAAAAGACGCUAAGCGAACAUACUAUAUUUACUUUCCCUUAAUUUGUUGGAUUGUUUAUUUAUGAGACUUAUAUAACAUAUGAUUGCAAUAUGCUGUUGAUGAUGCCAAAUACCGUUGCAGGUAUA
This is a messenger RNA of Magallana angulata, 1125 nucleotides long. RefSeq lists its product as uncharacterized. NCBI's taxonomy places the organism in Eukaryota, Metazoa, Mollusca, Bivalvia, Ostreida, Ostreidae. The coding region runs from base 340 to 945 and encodes 201 amino acids. The record is from RefSeq and is a predicted model, not a curated record. The transcript has 5 exons.